Messenger RNA from Homalodisca vitripennis (glassy-winged sharpshooter), 8919 nucleotides. Its product is annotated as hormone receptor 4-like. The transcript has 14 exons. The record is from RefSeq and is a predicted model, not a curated record. NCBI's taxonomy places the organism in Eukaryota, Metazoa, Arthropoda, Insecta, Hemiptera, Cicadellidae. Gene Ontology annotation, biological process: regulation of DNA-templated transcription. The coding region runs from base 426 to 3116 and encodes 896 amino acids. Gene Ontology annotation, molecular function: sequence-specific DNA binding; DNA-binding transcription factor activity; zinc ion binding.
GUGAUAAGUAAAAUAUAGUGAGAUAGGCCUAUUACAUUCUAAAAACGACGAUGUGGGCGGUUCCACUUAGGCUAUCUUCACGUUGGCUGCCGGGAUGUCCAGUUUCUGCAAUGUGCUGCCCAAUACAAAGGUUAAGAGCAGAGGUUAGCCGAGAAUAGCUCGGUGUCACCUAGCCUAUCCGAGACAUUGUCAUAGUGCGUGUGACCUAGAAACGCAUCUCACGCAAUCAGCUGGCCAGCCGCCAUUUUGCGCACAUUGCUGCCAACCUCGCUGCCGGCGCCUAGUUGGUAGCUCGUGCUGUACUUUUUGCUUGGUUAUGUACAUCACCUUGUUUACCGUUUGUUUACCGUUAUCUCCUCACACACGCGCACACACGCCCACCGGGUUAGUAUCGGAGGGCCGCGGGAUCCCACGACAGUGGAAUUAUGACCCUUACGAAAAGCCCGUGUGACUUGGACACGAUGAGCCUGUUCCAAGAUCUCAAGUUGAAGCGAAGAAAAGUUGAUUCUCGAUGUAGUAGUGACGGUGAAAGUGUGGCAGACACAAGUGCUUCUUCCCCAGACAUGGCCGGUCCAGGCUCGCCGUGUAAGCUAGAGACAGCUCGCUCCUCCCCCAGCCCCGGUACUCACAGAGACAGUGUUAUUUGCAGGGUGGCCUCACCCGACUCGGCGCUGCCAGAGGGUGACGAGAGGGUGGCAGUGGAAUCGCAGGAACAAAGUUGCGAAGAUACUGCCGAGAACAAGGCGAAGGUGAACGAAGAGUUGAACGUGCGGGUGUUUGACGGCGGUGGAAUGCUGGCCAGAAGAGAGUCUUCAGCGAUGUCUUCACCACCGAGCUUCUGGUUAUCAGGAGCUCGCGUCAACGGAGACGUCCCGGAGACGGGAGGAAACUAUUCUGAGACUAUGAAACCUCCGGCGGCGUCGCCUCAAAGAGCGCCGAGUGGAGGGUCUAGAAGCGUGAUCGUGGGGGAGUCGGUUAACAGUGACGAGAGAACAGAGACCGCGAGUGAGUGUGCGGGAGAAGACAAAGACGUCGUGAGACAGGAGGCGGCUAUAGUGUCGUCGUCACAGCCGACCUUCUGGGUGACCACGGGGACCACCUCGAUCUGUCGGAUAAACGGAGAAUUACAAGAGUUCCUCGGCGGGAAUUUCACGGACAGUUCGAAACCACCCGUGUCGUCACCUCAGAGGACGGGAGGGUCUCGGUCAUCUUCCACUGUUAUCGUGGGAGACUCUCUGACAGGAGACGAGGAACGACACUGUGAGGAGGAGAGUAAAGUAAAGGUGAAGGAGGAAGUGAAUGCAGCCGUGUUCGACGAGGGCAGACGGGACCCGGCCGCCGCCUUCUGGGUAACCGCGGGGACGCCACCAGUCGUCUCCGGGUGCCGGAUCAACGGAGUGAUGCCGGAACUGAUCGGCGGAGGAGUGAACUAUGGGGAAACGAUGAAGCCGCCCGUGUCAUCGCCCCAGAGUAGCGGCGCAGUGCGGCCGGCGCCGACGGUCAUCAUGGGCGAAGCGGGUGGUGUAAGGACGAUGAUCUGGUCGCAGCCGAGUGUCGAACCGACCCCGACCGUGGCCGGUACCUCCUCCUCCAACUCGUGUUGGUCCUCAUCCUCCGUGUCGUCGCCGUCCAGUGCGUCCAACAGCGAGGAGUCGGCUGCCCAGCUACUGCUCAACCUUGGCCAGGAGCGGGCUUUCCGAUCCCAGCAGUUUCCCGUGCCUCUUAACAUGGAACGGCUGUGGGCGGGGGAUCUGAGCCAGCUUCCCUCACAGGCUCUCAACCUGACUGCCGCCGGACCCGCUCCCUGGGCUGCGCCAUCCGCCUGGCUCAAAAAUGGCGAAUUGCCGGCCAAAAUGGGGCAGCAAGAGGAGGCCGAAGACGAGGAUCAGCCCAUGAUCUGCAUGAUCUGUGAAGACAAGGCGACGGGACUCCACUAUGGCAUCAUCACCUGUGAAGGAUGUAAAGGCUUUUUCAAACGGACAGUCCAGAACAGGCGAGUGUACACGUGUGUGGCGGACGGCGUCUGUGAGAUCACCAAGGCUCAGAGAAACCGUUGUCAGUACUGCAGAUUUAAAAAGUGUAUAGAGCAAGGGAUGGUAUUGCAAGCUGUGCGGGAAGACAGGAUGCCCGGUGGCAGGAAUUCUGGGGCUGUAUAUAAUUUGUACAAGGUGAAGUAUAAAAAGCACAAGAAGAAUGCUAGAAAUGGUCAAGUCAAACCUCCUCAGACAAAAUUACCAGUCAGUUCCGAGCAUGGCAUACCUCCCCACCUGGUCAACGGGACCAUCCUCAAGACUGCCCUAACCAACCCCAAAGAGGUUGUUCAUCUUCGGCAAAGGUUAGACAAUGCUGUCAGUUCAUCGAGGGACUUGACCUUGACUCUGGAUACCGCCCUCGCCAUGAUACAAAUACUAAUAGACUGUGAUGACUUCCAAGAUAUUGCGACUGUGCAGAACUUGGAAGACCUUCUAGAACACAAAACCGAUCUGUCAGACAGGCUUAUGCAGAUCGGAGACUCCAUUGUAUACAAGCUGGUGCAGUGGACCAAGAAGCUGCCAUUCUACCUGGAACUGCCUGUCGAAGUACAUACAAAGCUACUGACACACAAGUGGCAUGAGCUACUAGUGCUGACAACGUCGGCCUACCAAGCGAUUCACGGCCCCCACAAGCCCACCACACCCUCUGACUCCUCUUUUGUUGAUUUCACGCAAGAGGUAUCGAAGAACCUAUCAAUGCUCCAAACAUGCUUGACUUCGAUGAUGGGCCGCACAAUCACCCUGGAGCAGCUUCGACAGGAUGUUGGUCAUAUGGUAGAGAAGAUCACCCACGUCACACUAAUCUUCAGGAGGAUUAAGCUGAGAAUCGAGGAGUAUGUGCUUCUCAAGGUUAUCAUCAUGCUCAACCCAGCUACACGAGGAGGAGCUAAUGAGCUGGAGGCUAUUCAGGAGAGAUACAUGAACUGCCUUAAAACAUAUGUGGAGUACACGGCACCCAACCAGCCGAGCCGGUUCCAUGAGCUACUCUUGUGCCUACCUGAGGUCCAGACUGCUGCAUCACUUCUCCUCGAGAGCAAGAUGUUCUAUGUUCCGUUCCUGCUAAACUCUGCCAUACAGAGAUAGUAGUGACAGGCACUCAAACACCUCAUUACAGUUACCAUUUUUUUCCUAGUUAAGUUAAAUAAUUUCCUAAUCGUCGGCGAAGAAUCUGUAAAGAAGAUUUGUACGGAAUCGAUUAAGUUUGCUGGUGUUUUUAUAUUAAUUUGAGAAUUUUAUAAAGACUGUACAGACGGAAUUGAUUGUUACUUGCACAACUAAGCACGAAUAAGGCUUCAAAGACUGACUUUUUACAUAAAUUCUAAUUCCAUUAGAUCUUGAGUAUUGAAGAUCUUGCCUUGGGAGCAACAACGCACAGAUUGAGAUAUUACCUCUGUGUAAGCACCAGUUGACUGGAUAUCUUAAAACUUAGCUGCUGUUUUGUUUGUCUUGUUUGUAAUGAUUUAUGUGAUUUUUAUACAAGUCAAUUCCUAAAAUAUUUGUUACCAUAUUAAACACCAUUAGUCCAUCUAUUAUAUUAAUUCAUCAUUGUAUAGUUUCAUCAUGAAAUUUCCGCAUAACCGUGUUGCCAUGAUCAACCGUAGUCAAAACUGUGAGUUACCAAUGUAGAGCCCAGAGCCAGUGUUCCUUGUACACACUCAUGGCCACGGCCAUUUUGUCACCAGAUGCACACAAAUCAGGGUCAUUUCAAUAACUGCCUUUGUUGUUGUGUUUAUAGUUACCAUGUUUGUUGAAUUGUUGAAAUUAAAUUUCUUGUCUAAUACCAAGUAUUGCAAACCUUUAUUAUGGAAAGUCUAAAAGACUCAGUCAUCUGUGCUCUUAAAAUAAAGUUAAAACUUUAGUAUUGUUGUUAUCGUAUUUAGUUGUUAAAAUAUAAUAUGUUGAUUAUUAAAUUAUUAGGAUUUUAUUUUAAAAUGUAAAUUGUAUCAUACACUGAUUUUAUUGUUCAGCAAUUGCUCUUUUUUGUGGUUUCAUUAUAUACAUGAACAAGAUGUUUUACAUGAUUACUUAUUUUGUACCCUUAUUUUUCCAACUGUUUACCAAUUCUUAAACGAAUUAAUAUCUUUCUCAAGUCAAUAAACACAUUAAUCCGUUAUAGAGCUUUCAUGUGAUGAUCUUCAGUUACGUAAGUUUAUCUAAAACAGAUAUUUACAAAUUUCAAUUUUUUUUAAAUCAUUUAACUUUUAUAGUCUAAUAAGGGAAUUAUUUAUAUUUUAAUCUAUGAUAGUUAUGGAUUAAAAAAUUUUAAUAUAACAGUGUAUUUUUUAUUUGGAAUUGUUGCAAAAUAAAUUUGGAUAUUAACUUGAAAGUAUACUAUUUUAUUAGUGUAAUACAAAAUGACAACAUGCACUUCAUACAGAUAUCUGAGAGCACAGAUAACUUCAAUAUUCUUUGUUAAAGAUAAAUGAAAUCAGGCAAGCUGUGUGACGUUUGUCAGCAAUCUUGACAUUACGGGGGAGAAUGUACUCUGACACGUCAAAGGACUUGAAACAGCAAGUUAUUGAAUCCUUUGAUUUUGGCUGAUUUCUUGUACAUAGUUGAACCUCUAUAUAUUGUUUUUAUGUAUAUGUAUGUAUAUCUCUUUAUGUCAGUAUUGUAAAAUAACUUAAAACUUGUAAUUAUAAACUGUAGAAACUACAAUAUUUUAGCUUUUUGAUUGCUACUCAUACCAUGUGCACGGUGAUAAACUGUCACAAAUUUGACUGUAUCUUUUUUAUAAGAAUUUCAUGAUUUGGCAAUGGAGAGUUAACAAAUCCAGUUGUUUUAUAAAGCAAAUUAUGUAUUUAUUGAUAUUUUGUAAAUGACCAGGUACAGUGUUUUUAGUACUUACUUAUACACAUUCUUUACAUAUAAACAGAAUCCAUAAAUUAUGACAUUAUACAAAAGCAACCAGAGAGAUUCAGAAAAUAGAAGCUUCCAUUAGUAGCAUGCUCAUGGAACAUUUACUUUAACUUCUAUCAACUUUAAGUAUACAGCACAUUAUUCUAGAAGGAUGGAAACACAUUUUGUUAAAGAAAUUAAUUUUUUUAAUAAAUGUACUCUACAAACUUGUAUAUAUUAGUGUUUGGUUUGAUAGAAAAUGUAGUAUAUUAAACUACAGACCCUUUUUACCUUGAUACAUGAGAGCCGUUUUUUUUCAACCUCCGAUCUCACACCAUGAUGGCCAGACAAUCGCAGGUCAGCAGUUAGCGCAUUGCCAGUCAACAUCUUUGGCACCUAGUGAGCACAAAUCUUUUUUUGGCUAAAUGUUCUGUAACAAUCUGUUGUUAUCUAUCUCUUCGCUCUAGUUCCAGGAACAUAGCACACAUUUUGAAGCUAUGGUUUUCUCUAAGCACUUUGUAAAUUUUUUCAACAAGGCCAUCUGUAGCAACUGACUUGUGUGCUUGACCUCAUUCAUUGUGCACGUCAGUUCAGCUAUCUUUACAUUUCCUACAUCAUUCAUGUGAAACACUAUCUCUCAUAAUGUUUUCUCUGUAAACUCGGAACAUUCUCAAUGGAUUUCUUCUUCACUUUUCCCUUCUGGUUGCAGGGAACGAAUAACACUCCUUAAAUAACAUUAGGUGGGAGAACCAAUAGAGGAGGCUAUAUAGUAUAAAUAUUUAUGUGACUGCAGCUCAGCGCAAACUAGCUACAGCUCGGAAGUGACCAAUUUUGUAGUGGUGAAGAUGCACAAUUGACUACUGCGCUAACCGCUGACCUGCGACAUAUCUGGCCAUCAUGGCGUGAGAUCGGAGGUUGAAAAACAUUGGUACUCAUAGAUUUCUUUUAAACCAAGAGAAAAACAGGCAUUAUUUCUAAUGUUAAAAUGUUAUGCCACUUUGGUUAUAGAAUAAUAGAAUUAUGCCUUCUUUUAAAUAGAAGGAGGGCUGAGAAAAAUGUCAAAAUGUAAAACUGAAAAUUUUGUCUGUUUGAUAUUCCAACCUUUUAAAAUGGUUGAGAGCCGAUGGCCACACGUGUAAGACAUCAGACUUGAUCUGAGUUAGAGAUAGCGCAGAUUCAAAUCCUGUCUGUGACCAUAGCACUUUUUAUCAGUGUUUUUGGCAUUAAACUGUAUCAAAUCUUCUCCUUAUUGUGUUUGAUAAGACCCUAGUACAUGCCAUUCGCCCAUGAGGAUGGGCAGAAUAGGGCUUAAAAGGGUAUCGACCUUUCCUGUUUGCUUAAAACAUUUCAAACAAGAAAAGUACUAUAUGUUUAGUAGGUAUGCAUUUCUACUAUGUUAUAAAAAUGUAGUCUUUAUCAUUUUUCAUCUUCUCAACAUUGUCAAGAGUAAAAUUUAAACCAAAAUAUCAAUUUACUGCAAUGCUUUGUGUGUGAAUCAAAACUAAGCUCUCUUUCACAAAAUAUAUGUGAUGUUCGGAGUUUAAUAAAGUUAUCAGAUAAAACUGAAAAUACUCUCUAUAAAUUUAAUGGUAUAGAAAAGUAAAACCUACUAUAUAAUAAAGAUGAUUCAAUUAAUAACAUUAUAAUUAAAACCAAAAACAUUAGGCUUGUUGAUUUAUAAAAUGGAAUAGCAAACUUUGUGGUUUCCUAAAAAUAAUGAAUGAUAUUUCAUUGAACUCAAUAUUUGUAAAUAUAAAGAAAUGUUCACUACAUUAAAUUUAAAUAUUGGAGUUUAUUGGCUAAAUAUUAACUUAACUAACAUUCAAUAUUCAUUUGUUAGCCAAAAUACAUAACACUCCUAGUUGUGUUUUUAUUAGGAGUUAUAUUAAUGUAAUUAAAACUGUGUUGGAUAGCUUUAUCUUUCUCUUCUAUCCUUCUCCCUUGUGCAAACUAUAAAAAAGACAAACUUCCAAAAGCCUAAUUGAACUAAAUUUGAUUCUAAAAUAGUGUUUUUGAAAAAUGGAUUCAAAAUGUAUGUCUAGUUUCGAGUUCAUGUUAAAGGACAUUCUGACAUUUCAACAUUUUCUCUCAUAUCCAUAUAAAGGUUUAAAGGGUAAUAGGAUAUAUUUGAUAUUCAACAUUGGCCUGAAUUGGCAAAAAUAAAUCGAAUUACUUAAGCAAACACCUUUCUCUGUAUUAUAUUUAAAAUACAAGAUCAAAUCCAAACAUUAUUUUGGGAUUUGACUGUUUAUAUAUAGGUACAGUGAUUGGAAUGGUUGCUUGGCUAUUAACAUAUACCACUUAAGAAUUGCAUUAUUUAAUUUUGUAUCACUUUCCUACAUUACAUCUUGUUUAACCCUUUAGUGCCACUGAAAAAUCACUGGUUUGUACCAAGAGAACAGCAAAACCAUGCGGUUUAUAAAUAGAGUAUCAAGCUAUUUUCUGCAAAUUUUCACAAGUUUAGAGACAAAAAGGCAUAAAUGAAGUAUUUAUUUAUAGUAAUCAAUAAUCCUUUUUUAUUGUGAGAUUAUUAAGAUUGUCUUUACAAUUUAUCUUCAUAAAUUUUACCAAUAGUUAAAAUGUUACACAUAAAACAAAAAAUUACAUUUUUUUUUAAUUUUGUAUAAAUAUUUUUCCUUGCAGUUUAUUUACAGAAUAGCUUUUUUGAGGCUAUAAUUUACAGAAUUACAUCAAAAUGUAAUAAAUGACACAAAUUCCUAGUUGUGCAAUUUUAAUCUUUUCAAAUAAAAACAUAAAAAAUACGUACAUUUUUAUAUCACUGUUUCGUUUUUAUUAUCAUUGUGAAACAGAUAUAUUAUAAACAUUUUUUGUAACAUUUCUAAACUUGUAUAACAUACAAUCAUGUAAACCAAUUUGUUAGAAAAAACAAAAACAUAAGUUAAAAUGGUUUUAAUAGUGUUUAAUAUUUGCUAUUAUUUUUUCAAGAUGUUUAAACAAUCAGAUAUUGGCACUUUACCCAAAAGAUACCAUGUUCAAUUUUUUUGGCCAUUGCCACUGAAAGGGUUAAACCAAAUUUACAAUUAAAAUAGCAAAUCUGUAGUUUGGUAUUACGUUUGUCCUUGUGCCUGGUCAUAGUUAAUAGUUUUUUGUUAUAAUUGAAUGCUGUUUUGCUCAUAAAGUUAACAAAGUAGCCUAAACUAAAACUGUAUGAGGGCAAAUGUAGCUUAGUCUUAGCUCACCACAACAGUUUCACUGCCAGAAGAUCUCUAGUUAUAUUAAGUGCCUAACAACAACUGUAUCCUCUUGUUUUUAUCCAUGUUUCUUGCAGUAUUGCUUAGAAAUGAAAUAUAAUAUUUUUAUUACAAAUUGUUUGGCUUUUAAAAUAAAUUUUUAUUUUAACUAAUGUAGAAAAUUCCUAAUUUACUCAGGUAAUUCAUUUAUCCGGUUGUGAGAAACUUAAAAGGCUUUACAAUUUGCUGUUAGCGAUUGAAAUAUUUUUUUAACUGCUCCAAUAACACAGUACAUGGUUUAUAAAUGUUGUACAUACACGGACCUAGUGUUAUUCUUUACAUCUUGCGAUUUGAAUCAUUCUCAACUUUAGGUAUUUUGUGAAAAAAUACAUUUUGUACUUGAAAUAUAAUAUAUAUACAUGAAGAAGGAAGUGAUUAGAACAAGUUUAACUUCUGCAAGGCUUAACUAUUUUCAUAACUGAUAACAAAACAAUGUUAGUAAUUAUUUUUAUUUUCCAGUCCUACGAUAAGAUUACAUACCUCAGUACGUUUUUAUAUGGAUCAUCAAUAGUUUUCUUAUAAAAAUAAGUGUUUUUUUUUUUCAUAACAGCAUUAAAAAUGUGUGGUGCUAAAGAACUGAUUAAUGAACAAAAAGUCUUUUAUCAAAAGUCUGACUGACUCUAAACAUAGAGGAGUGCAACUCUGUGUCUUAAUGAUUGUAUUAUUGUCAAAAAUACAUUAAUUGUUUGAGAUUUUUUUAGACAUAUGAUGCCUUGUGUUGUUCACUUGAAAGUAUAGCAUUAUGAAUUAUUACGAUUUGUUGUUGUCUUUGUGUAAAUAUAUGUGUCAAAAUAGAA